Messenger RNA from Penicillium canariense, 561 nucleotides. Its product is annotated as gamma-glutamylcyclotransferase family protein. Bases 1 to 561 code for a protein of 186 amino acids. The record is from RefSeq and is a predicted model, not a curated record. NCBI's taxonomy places the organism in Eukaryota, Fungi, Ascomycota, Eurotiomycetes, Eurotiales, Aspergillaceae. The transcript has a single exon.
AUGCCCAAAACGCUCCCACCCCCAUCUCUGAUGGUGCGCAAGUUCCUGAACCAUAGCGCCUCGGGACACGAGUCGACUGAAAGCCUGAGAGCGUCUCCCAACUCUUCUGAAGAGGGCUCAGCACCCGCGGAUUUCUUCGAAAGACAAUACUGUUUUGUCUACGGGACAUUAAUGGAUCCAGAAACACUUUCUCAAGUUUUGAGAACAUCACACUCCCUUCCUAUCAUGAGCCGUGCCAGAGUGAUAGGCUAUGAAAUUAAGCCAUGGGGCCCGUACCCUGCCCUUGUUGAUGGUGAAUCACGCCAACCGGUCGAUGGUAUGGCAUUCGAAAUCUUGUCAAAGACACAACUUGAUCGACUUGUGUCCUAUGAGACGGAAAUUUAUCAGCUCCAGCCUUGCCUAAUCGACAUUCUCGAACAUGAUAGUAGUGUUGAAAGGACUGUUGAUGGAGUCACAUUCAUGUGGAAUGGCCAGCGGGCUGAACUCCAGGAAGGAAAAUUUGACCUGAAGGAUUGGAAAAAAGAGAAAAGACUUCGAGAGCUGGAUUCACUCUGGGAAUAA